Messenger RNA from Sitophilus oryzae (rice weevil), 349 nucleotides. RefSeq lists its product as uncharacterized. The transcript has 2 exons. The annotation marks the transcript as partial. Lineage: Eukaryota; Metazoa; Arthropoda; Insecta; Coleoptera; Curculionidae. The record is from RefSeq and is a predicted model, not a curated record.
CAAGGGCAGAGGAUCCUUCGUGCCAUCUAAGAUUGGCAUGCACGAGCUGGUGGUCAAAUACGAAGGAGAGGAAGUACUUGCUGGACACUAUUUCCGAGUCCUGCCACCAUUGGUUGAAGUAGCUCCACCUGGAAUGGCACCUUGCGCACUAGGUUCACUGGUACAGGUGUUGGUGAAUGCAACAGGUGCUCCUAAGAGGGAAGAUAUUCUAGUAACUGCCUAUAGUCCUACAGGUAGACCGUUAGAUUGUCCGUUGACCACGAUAGAUGGCACUAAUAGUGCCACCUUCAAACCGGAUGAACCCGGAGAAUGGCGGAUAGAAAUCACUUAUCAAGGAAAACAAAUACAG